Manis javanica (Malayan pangolin) is the source of this 3002-nucleotide messenger RNA. It is a transcript of the gene PRKAA2, whose product is annotated as protein kinase AMP-activated catalytic subunit alpha 2. Lineage: Eukaryota; Metazoa; Chordata; Mammalia; Pholidota; Manidae. Gene Ontology annotation, cellular component: cytoplasm. Gene Ontology annotation, biological process: protein phosphorylation; intracellular signal transduction. The record is from RefSeq and is a predicted model, not a curated record. Gene Ontology annotation, molecular function: AMP-activated protein kinase activity; ATP binding.
GGGGAACGGGCGAGGCUGCGCGCGCCGAAGAUGGCUGAGAAACAGAAGCACGACGGGCGGGUGAAGAUAGGGCACUACGUGCUGGGGGACACGCUGGGCGUCGGCACCUUCGGCAAAGUGAAGACAUAUAGGCUGUGUGCCACCAAGUGAAAUAGAGGACAUAAGUUUGGUGGAGGAAGAGGAGAAGAAUGCUGAAUUUCAUCCUGAACAUGUUGAAUUUGAGUUGGAGAACAUCAAUUAACAGGCCAUAAAGUGGCCGUUAAAAUCUUAAAUAGACAGAAGAUUCGCAGUUUAGAUGUUGUUGGAAAAAUAAAACGAGAAAUUCAAAAUCUGAAACUCUUUCGUCAUCCUCAUAUUAUCAAACUAUACCAGGUGAUCAGCACUCCAACAGAUUUUUUUAUGGUAAUGGAAUAUGUAUCCGGUGGUGAAUUAUUUGACUACAUCUGUAAACACGGACGGGUUGAAGAGAUGGAAGCCAGACGGCUCUUUCAGCAGAUUCUGUCUGCUGUGGAUUACUGUCAUAGGCAUAUGGUUGUUCACCGAGACCUGAAACCAGAGAAUGUGCUGUUGGAUGCACACAUGAAUGCCAAGAUAGCAGAUUUUGGAUUAUCUAAUAUGAUGUCAGAUGGUGAAUUUCUGAGAACUAGUUGUGGAUCUCCCAAUUAUGCAGCACCUGAAGUCAUCUCAGGCAGAUUAUAUGCGGGUCCUGAAGUUGAUAUCUGGAGCUGUGGUGUUAUUUUGUAUGCUCUUCUUUGUGGCACCCUUCCAUUUGAUGACGAGCAUGUACCUACAUUAUUUAAGAAAAUCCGAGGGGGUGUUUUUUAUAUCCCAGAAUAUCUCAAUCGCUCCAUUGCCACUCUCCUGAUGCAUAUGUUGCAGGUUGACCCCUUGAAAAGAGCAACUAUCAAAGAUAUAAGAGAGCAUGAAUGGUUUAAACAAGAUUUGCCCACUUACUUAUUUCCUGAAGACCCUUCCUAUGAUGCUAACGUCAUUGAUGAUGAGGCUGUGAAAGAAGUGUGUGAAAAAUUUGAGUGUACAGAAUCAGAAGUAAUGAGCAGUUUAUAUAGUGGUGACCCUCAAGACCAGCUUGCAGUGGCUUAUCAUCUUAUCAUUGACAAUCGGAGAAUAAUGAACCAAGCCAGUGAGUUCUACCUCGCCUCUAGUCCCCCAACUGGUUCUUUUAUGGAUGAUAGUGCCAUGCAUAUUCCCCCAGGCCUGAAACCUCAUCCAGAAAGGAUGCCACCUCUUGUAGCGGACAGCCCUAAAGCAAGAUGUCCAUUGGAUGCACUGAAUACAACUAAGCCCAAAUCUUUAGCUGUGAAAAAAGCCAAGUGGCAUCUUGGAAUCCGAAGUCAAAGCAAACCAUAUGACAUUAUGGCUGAAGUUUACCGAGCUAUGAAGCAGCUGGAUUUUGAGUGGAAGGUAGUGAAUGCAUACCAUCUUCGUGUUAGAAGAAAAAAUCCAGUGACUGGCAAUUAUGUGAAAAUGAGCUUACAACUUUACCUGGUUGACAACAGAAGCUAUCUUUUGGAUUUUAAAAGCAUUGAUGAUGAGGUAGUGGAGCAGAGGUCUGGUUCCUCAACACCUCAGCGUUCCUCUUCUGCUGCCGGCUUACAUAGACCAAGAUCAAGCUUUGAUUCUGUAACUGCGGAGAGCCAUUCACUUUCUGGCUCUCUCACUGGCUCCUUGACUGGAAGCACGUUGUCAUCAGUUCCACCCCGCCUGGGCAGUCACACCAUGGAUUUUUUUGAAAUGUGUGCCAGUCUGAUCACUACAUUAGCCCGUUGAUGAUUCUUCCCUAGUUUCUAUCUUUCUGUUAUUGUACUGUGAAAAUCAGACAUAUUCUUUAAAUUAUUUUACCUAUGGAUAUCACAUACUCUGCAAUACUGAUUGACAGACACGAAUAUCUCCACGGACCCUUAAUGCCAUUGAAAUUACUGAAAACAAAAAAGUCUGACAAUUUAUUUAUUCACAGACACCUGUAUUUCUAUUUUGCCUGAGAUAAAUUCACAUAGGCAGUAUUUUUAAAAGGUGAAAUUGAUGAAGAUUAGUGUUAAUUUAAAAUUGUGAGUUCACUACAGAUGAUUAAUACACCUUCACUGGGGAACCAUUUUAAUCAAAGGUUGAUUUGGUAGCACCUCUUUACUGUUUAUUUCCUAAAUUUCAGCAGGCUUUAAGUUGUGUUUAUACACCCAGUUCUCUUACACAUGAUUAAAAAAAUCAAACAACCAUUAUUAGUAAGAUAGUAUUUAAAUGUUGAAACCUUAAAAGCCUGUCCCCCAAAUUUCAGAAGCUAAGUUCUAGCAGUUCUUGAAGAUACUGUUUACUGUUUAACAGAAGAGCUGUGGUCCUGAAGCUAGUAACCAUGAUGUCUAGGUUCCUGGAAGACAGCUGUAAUGAACUAGAGGUUUUAUCCUGAGAUUUCUCCAGGUAAUAUAGUUAUCUUAAGAACCUUCAGGGUUCUACUCAGUAUUGGAAGAUGUGUAAUUGCAACAAGUUUUGUCUUUUCAUAAACUUAAAUCAUUUUAAACCUACCUUCAAAACCUACCUGUCUCAAAUUUUUUUUGGCUCUAUAUAUUUUUCUACUUCAAGCAUGAUAAAAUAGUUAAUUGAAACAAAGCAAAAUAAUAAUAGUCUCUUAAAAGAGAACUCUUAUCCUUGGACUCUUACCAUGUGUGGUGGCAGGGCAUGUGUGUCCUGUUGCAUCCCACUAUACUAAAUUGCUAAUCUUAAAUUUAAAUUUGUUAUUGCAGCCACCACCCUCCCCACCUCACCUUCUCUAGUCACCAUUGUCUUUGUUGUUUGAUCCUUAGUGGCUGACUGACUUAGCCUUUAAAUCUUUCCUGGUUCCCUUCUUUGUCCUAUUAUCUUGGUUGGUAGCCAUCCAAUUUCAAAAUACUGUUCUGGCCCUAAGGGCUUUUGUGUACUUCCAAAGCUUGAUUGGCUGUGACCUUCACUGUUCAACCUGUUAGGGCAGGGAAGCCUUUAACAUUAAAAAAAAA